GCACUCUUUCUCUAUCUACCCUAACCUUUUCUACGUUAUAAAACCCCAUAGCCCUGUUUGUCUCUUUUAUUUAUUUUCUUCUCAAAUCUUCAUCAACUUCUUCAAGUCUCUCUAUUACAAUCCGACAUCAUGUCUUGCUUUAAGGGCAAAUACGCCGAGGAGCUUGCUACAAAUGCUGCCUACAUUGGCACCCCUGGAAAGGGUAUUCUUGCUGCUGAUGAGUCAACUGGCACCAUUGGCAAGCGUCUAUCCAGCAUCAAUGUCGAGAACAAUGAAACCAACAGGCGCGAUCUCCGCGAGCUUCUUUUCUGCACGCCUGGUGCCCUUCAGUACCUCAGUGGAGUCAUUCUCUUUGAGGAGACCCUCUAUCAGAAGACUGCUGACGGCAAGCCCUUCGUUGAUGUCUUGAAGGAAGGUGGAGUCCUCCCUGGUAUCAAGGUUGAUAAGGGUACUGUUGAACUUGCUGGAACGAAUGGUGAAACCACCACCCAGGGUUUUGAUGAUCUUGGUAAGCGGUGUGCUAAAUACUACGAAGCUGGUGCUCGCUUUGCUAAAUGGCGUGCUGUUCUGAAGAUUGGUCCAAAUGAGCCAUCUGAAUUAGCCAUCCAUGAGAAUGCCUACGGUUUGGCUAGAUAUGCAAGCAUCUGCCAGGAGAAUGGUCUUGUCCCCAUUGUUGAGCCUGAAAUCCUUGUUGAUGGUUCCCAUGAUAUUGACAAGUGUGCUGCUGUGACUGAACGUGUUCUUGCUGCAUGUUACAAGGCUUUGAAUGACCACCAUGUUAUGCUUGAAGGUACCCUCUUGAAGCCCAACAUGGUUACCCCUGGAUCUGAUGCUCCCAAGGUUGCACCAGAGGUGAUUGCUGAGUACACUGUGCGUGCCUUGCAGCGCACUGUGCCUGCUGCAGUUCCUGCAAUUGUAUUCUUGUCUGGUGGGCAGAGUGAGGAGGAAGCUACCCUCAACCUGAAUGCAAUGAACAAACUCAAGGGAAAGAAACCAUGGUCACUUUCAUUCUCUUUUGGACGUGCACUUCAGCAGAGUACUCUCAAGGCAUGGGGAGGAAAGAAGGAGAAUGUGCAGAAGGCGCAGGCUGCAUUCCUCACAAGGGCCAAGGCCAACUCAGAGGCCACCCUUGGCUCUUACAAGGGCGAUGCUAAGCUCGGUGAGGGUGCUGCUGAGUCUCUCCAUGUCAAGGACUACAAAUACUAAACUAAAUGAAGAUGUUUGAGACUUCUGGUCAUGUGUUAUAUGAAUUAUGAGUGAAUGGCGGUAUAACCUUAGCUUUGUCCCAUUCUCAGGCAUAGUUUUAGGGGCAUCUUUUGUUUUUUUCCCUUUAUAUUAUUAGGUUGGAGUAAUAAAAGCUUGACCGUGGAGCUUUGGUUUGAGUUGUUUUCUCAACUGAGUUAUAAAUUAUUUAUGUUAUUGUUAAUUUUGGGC
Molecule: messenger RNA, 1434 nt
Organism: Mangifera indica (mango)
Lineage: Eukaryota; Viridiplantae; Streptophyta; Magnoliopsida; Sapindales; Anacardiaceae
Product: fructose-bisphosphate aldolase 6, cytosolic
Exons: 3
Coding region: 130-1206 (358 amino acids)
Biological process (GO): glycolytic process; fructose 1,6-bisphosphate metabolic process
Cellular component (GO): cytosol
Molecular function (GO): fructose-bisphosphate aldolase activity
Source: RefSeq, a predicted model, not a curated record